AUUUGAACAGUUUCCACGCCCCCAAAAGGCGGGGAAAGGUUAUUAUAUUCCGGUAGGCGCCAACAUUGGAUUCGGGUCAUCUCUGUAAAAAUUUGCAGGGUAUUGCAACUGCCUCAGCAUUUAGCACCGUGCUAUUCCUGCCUGCGGGGCAAAUUUCGACAGAAUCCGAAGAGCUCAUCCACUUCGCGUCUCCUGCCACCGGACUGUUCCAUUCCGAUCUCAGGGAGAGUUCGUAGUGCCCGGAGACCACGAACCCCCAUCCAGAAGUUCUUCUGCACAGUAGGCCCGGUAAGAAGGUGGAAAAGUAGUCCCAAGGGCCUAAUUACAAACAGUAUCGUCCAAGCGUAAGAAGGAAAAAAAAAAAGCCAAAGAACACUCUGCUCCCCCCUUGAAUGUCCAAGGGACGUACAGUCUGCGCCCGACGUCUGCAGGCGGCUUGUUCAAUUUUUUAGCUUUUGGAAGAAAGGGGCGCGUGAGUGAGAGAGCGCGAGCGCGCGCGCUGAUUUCCCGGGUCGGGGAGUGAGCGCGCGACCAUGAUGGCCCCGGACACCCAGAGGAGCAAGAUGCUCAAAUUGGUUGAUAUAUUUAAUACUCCAAGUGAUGAUGAAGAUUUUCUUGGUUUUGGUGCUGAUGUUCCCAUGGAAACACUGUCACUGGAAGACAGCUGUGAAAGCUUUGAUUCGCUAGAAUCAAGAAAAAAGGACAUUCAUUUUCAGACUAAGUAUCUGACUGAGGAACUGAGAGAGAUUUUCAGAGAAGACACAGAUUCAGAAAAUGAAGUGUUUGAAGGGUUUUCUUCAAAUGAGUGUGAAGUAAACGGAGAGGAGGAUAUGGAGGCAGUGGAUUCAGAUCUGGAAAAUGACCCAUUAUCCUUGAUGGCGGCAGAAGAAGAUGAUGAUGAGGAAGGUAGAGGAAAGGCUUCCUCCAGGAGAAAUAGUUUUGGCUUUCGUGUGGCAUUACAGUUUCCUACCAAGAAAUCUGCUGAGAAGAGGGCACCUGAGAAACAUUCCCCCAGAUUCUGCCUGAUGAACACUAAACGCCCUCAUUCUGUUACACAGACAAAAGAUAAUAAAACUUGGAAAAAAGUAGACCAGGAAGCCUCUUCAGGGUCUGAGGAAGAUUCUAAAGAGGCAUCAAAUGAAAACUCUAGUGCACUGCUUAAAAGAGCCAUGAAUAUCAAAGAAAAUAAAGCAAUGCUUGCUCAGUUAUUAGCAGAACUGAAUUCUAUACCUGACCUAUUUCCAGCAAAAACUCCUAUCUCAACUCCUUCGAAACAGAAGAAAACACCAAGGAGAAUAUUUUCAGAAGGCCAUAUAGAGCGUCGUACAAACCCCACCAGAAAUGCUCGUCCCCCUGAGAAAUUUGCCUUGGAAAACUUCACUGUUUCUGCAGUCAGAUUUGCAGAGCAGCUUAACAGUUACAGACAACAGAAUCUCUUAAAGAAAAGACUAAAAGGGAAUGAUUUGGGGGUAACCAAAAGACGAAGAUCAUCAAAAAGGUACUGUUCAUUCCGACCAGUUGAAGAUAUUACAGAUGAAGAUUUAGAAAACAUUGCAAUAACAGUUAAAGAUAAAAUCUAUGAUAAGGUCCUGGGAAGCACAUGCCAUCAGUGUCGACAGAAGACAAUUGAUACUAAGACAGUUUGUCGCAACGAAGGCUGCGGGGGUGUGAGGGGACAGUUCUGUGGACCAUGCCUUCGUAAUCGCUAUGGUGAAGAUGUGAAAGCAGCACUUCUAGACCCAGACUGGUUCUGCCCUCCUUGCCGUGGGAUCUGUAAUUGCAGCUAUUGUCGCAAACGUGACGGUCGUUGUGCCACAGGAAUGCUCAUUCACUUGGCAAAGUUUUAUGGUUAUGACAACGUAAAAGAGUAUCUUGAAAGUUUGCAAAAGCAACUUGCUGAAGAUGAUUGAAAAUACGAGAUUACCCACGCAUUACCUUGGCAACUUUUAAUUCUUGUACUUCAAUCAGAGUUGGCGACUUAAAAUUUUACUACAAUAAUGUUUUUAAAAAUAUAGAAAUUUAGGACAGAAAUCAUUACUUUUUAAAAUGGAUGUUGUAUGUUUUACAAAGAUUUCUCAGGAAAACAUCUGCUAAAGGAAUCAUUACGUUAUGUAUUAUUUGGCACGAUACACUGGGGAAGCCUUCUGGGAAAUCCUUCUUGAAAUGAAUAGAGAUUAGAACAGCUUCCAUUCUUUUCAAUGGGAAUUUUACAGGAGAAAUGCUUAUAGAUUUUGCUGCUUAGGAAUAGACUUCAGCUGUCAGUGGUUAAUAUUCAACAGAACUGCAAAACCCUUGGAAUAGCUACACUCCACUGCUUUAAAAUAGGGACGGGGAAUUUGUGGCUCUUCAGAUGUUGGACUCCAAUUCCCAUCAUCUCUGACCAUUGGUCAUGCUGAUGGGCUGAUGGAAGUUGGAGUCCAACAACAUCAGGAGAGCCACAAGUUUGCAUUCCUACUUUGAAACUAUUUUAAAUUAUACUCUUAGAUUUUAGAAAUGUAAUGCUAUUGCCAGUGAAAGAAUUAAUAUUCCCAGCAUCCUACUGUUUGUAUUAUUUCAACCACAACAAGUUUCUCUUUGGUAUGUUAAUUAAAAUAAAUAUCCCAAUAUAUUAUACAUUAAUUUCAAUACAAGUGGGUGUUUCUUAACGUUUGUGAACUCCUGGGGGCAGUUCUACCCCUACAUACCCCAGACAUAAGUUUUACAUAAGAUAAGCAGCUAAUUUGACACAGUCAUGUGCAUAGAAGCUGUGAUAAUAAAUCUGUGGAAUCGGACACUUAUACUGGCAUUGCAAAAGGAGAUUGAAUGAGAAAGUUGAUCUUCUUUAAAAAAAGCAAGCUCUUUCAAAGUCCAUUUGGGAUGAUGUCAAAAAUGAGGAAACAGCCAUGAGGAUGCUCGUCUGGGAAGUGGGAAGGAAUAAGAGUGUGAUAAGAAGAGGAAAGUUCUGCCUGCCUCAGGAUCCCAGCCCUCCCAGAAACUUUGUGCACUCCUUUCAGAUAUUCUACAUCCCUACCUAUCUCAUUUAAGUUAAAAUUAAUUGGAAGGGGCACAAUCCAGCCUAAGUUGAGCACUUCAUUUUAUUUUGAUUUCAGCUGUGAAAUUAUUGUAUUUUGAAAGUGCUCAUGGCCAGGGUCUUCACAGUGAAGGGAAGGAAUACCUAGGAUUUUGUUUUAUGUUGUAGCAUUCAUGUUCCUGCUACUCUGUAGUAGGAGGUAAGCUUUGUACUUUGCAUCUGCAGAACCUGAAGGAGAAAAUUUUUGGCAGUGCCUACCUUCAGCAGUUCUUGACAAAGAAUGAAGCAAAAUCUCUUUCAAAAGCUCCUUCCAUCUGAUGUAGGAUGUGUUAUGUAAGCUGACUGAGGAUUUUGUACUCAUAGUAUAGUUAUCCAAUGGAAAGUGUGUAUUGCUGAAAUCUAUAGCAGUGGUUUCUUCUACUUGGUUUUUUGACACCAUCUUUAGACCCCUCUCAAAGUAGUUUUUAAAAGGUUUGUUGAUUACCAAUUGCAUGUGCCUCAGAAGUGAAAUCGGCAUGACACUGGCAUCCAUCUAAAUAUUUAAGCUGCAAGAAUGCUUAAGAUGUAUGUUAAGUUUGAAGCAGCCCAAAAUCUACAUAAAAGUAAAAAAUGACCAUUGCGGGCGGUCUUGGCACAUCAAUCACGCUGGUGUCCAUUUGUAGUACAUUGGCUGUCACAGCGAGUUGAUUAGUACAAUCAGAUGACUAUACACUGGAGUAUUUAACUUAAGAUUUAUUUUGAUAUUUUAUACUGAUAUUAAAAUGAGCAUGACAACACAUUUCUUGAGAUAU
This is a messenger RNA of Rhineura floridana, 3801 nucleotides long. RefSeq names its product cell division cycle associated 7 like (gene CDCA7L). Gene Ontology annotation, cellular component: nucleus. The coding region runs from base 534 to 1910 and encodes 458 amino acids. Gene Ontology annotation, biological process: regulation of DNA-templated transcription. The transcript is spliced from 10 exons. The record is from RefSeq and is a predicted model, not a curated record. Lineage: Eukaryota; Metazoa; Chordata; Lepidosauria; Squamata; Rhineuridae.